Molecule: messenger RNA, 952 nt
Organism: Drosophila innubila
Lineage: Eukaryota; Metazoa; Arthropoda; Insecta; Diptera; Drosophilidae
Exons: 2
Coding region: 221-760 (179 amino acids)
Source: RefSeq, a predicted model, not a curated record
UGCGAAGCGAUGCAUAAAACAGUCGCCAAAUUGAUUGCACAGCGUGCGGAUCUUAAAGCUCUUUCACAGAGAAUUCUCGAAUUCUCUUCCCCAAUAGAAAUCCAAACAAAAACUUUACUUGUGUGUUUGGCUUGUGUGUGUGGGCGGGUGUGUGUGUGUGUUUGUGUCUGAGCUGCACAUAUAUAUACCAUACAAAAAAAUUUUUUUUUUAAACUCAGAAAUGUUCCAAGUGUUGCUACCUUUGUUGCUGCUUAGCGCCAUCUGCAUUGCUGCCCCAUCGCAGUUGCAGUUGCAUUCGGAAUUACAGUCGGCAUCGCAGUCGGCGUCGCAGUCGGCGCCGCAGCAACGUGCCAGCGAUUUAGAUUAUACGCCGAUUAGAUCGGUUACGGACGAUGAACGCUACACGGUAAUUCAUCCGGACGUCAAACUUGUGCCACUGACCAAAGUGAAACAUGGCAAGGGGAAUAUUGUGUUCAGUGCCGGACAGCGUAUUUCGGGCGAUAAACUGCUGGUAAACAACUAUGAUGAUGAGAGCUUUACCAAAGCCGUGAACCUAGAGGUCUUUAUGCGAUAUCCAUUGGCAAUUGGCACCGGCAGCACCUUAACCAGCAUUGAAAUCUAUGUGGACUCAUCGGCCAAUGAUGCUGAUGCUUAUUUCACAGCCGGCGGUAUUGGCAAGACAACGGCGUCGAUAUUGUUGACCUCGGACCAGACCAGAACCUUCUCGUACGAGGCCUUUUUCUAUGGUUACUUAGCCUAGUAGUGCACUACUUCAAAGCGAAGCAAAUAAAACAGCAUCUUCAACUUGGAACUGAACUGUGAUCGCCAUCGCCAUCGCCAUCGUCUCGUUAUCGCCAUAUCCAUAUACAAUCCUCCACUCCUUCUUCUCUGCCCUCUCUACACUCCCAGAGAGAAAGAGACUAGUAUUAUAGUGCUAACAUCUUAAAUUAAA